Molecule: messenger RNA, 336 nt
Organism: Porites evermanni
Lineage: Eukaryota; Metazoa; Cnidaria; Anthozoa; Scleractinia; Poritidae
Source: the annotation of a GenBank genome assembly
AUCGAAUCAAUCUUACUUUAUGGGUGCGAGAGCUGGGCUCUGUCAAAAGCAAGAGAAAAGUCGUUGGAUGGAACAUACACUAGGAUGCUGCGAAAAGCUUUAAACAUCCACUGGAGCAGCCACAUACCAAACCAACAACAGUACGGAGAUCUACCAGAAGUCAGCAACAAAAUCGCCUCUCGUAGGCUACAACUUGUGGGACACUGUUAUCGCCAUCCAGAGCUAAGUACCCAGAAAUUAGUCCUAUGGGAGCCCACACAUGGCCAUCGCGGGAGAGAAAGACCGAAUACUACCUAUAUUGACACUCUUAAGAGGGAUACUGGUGCAUUUGAAGCA